Molecule: messenger RNA, 1958 nt
Organism: Glossina fuscipes
Lineage: Eukaryota; Metazoa; Arthropoda; Insecta; Diptera; Glossinidae
Product: protein kinase C, brain isozyme-like
Exons: 2
Coding region: 1583-1849 (88 amino acids)
Source: RefSeq, a predicted model, not a curated record
GUUGAAACAUGAAACCUAAAUUUGUCGAUAGAUGGCUCCAAGCAAAGGACAUAGGUGGCUCAACUGGAGUACUACAAAGACAUGUCCCAACGCAAUAAUACUUUGUAUAGCAAAGCAUAUGUCGAAUAAAGCAGAUACGUUGAAAGUGUUCUUUCUUUUCAUGAACGAUAAGAAAGCUCUUUUUGCAUUGUGUCUUGAUUGGGGAAAAAAGUGAAUUCGUUUUGAGAAUUCGAAGCGUAAAAAUUCAUGGAUAGAUCCAAGGGUAUGUACCAUCCACAACGACGGUGAACUUCAUCGUUUGGAUAGACGGUCGAUAUUCUGUAUCUGACGGGAUCAGAAGAAUUUCAUCUUUUAUUACUUGUUAAAGCCAAACACUAUCAACAAUAACUAAUUGAUUUGAACUCCUAACUGCUCAAAAAACGUAUCAUAAGGUCAUUUUUUACAUCACAUCCUCUCAUCUAUCUACUGGAAAGAUUCAACUGUGAAAUGAUAGCACCUGUCAUUUACUUAUCAAACGGAAGCCCUUCUGAUUACUACUUGAUUGCAUUCCUUUAGUUCUCAAGAAAUGUGCGAAAAUGGCUCACUGACUGAUUUACCUUAACAAAGCAACAGCGUUUUUGGGCAAGGCAUCCAGAAUUUAUCAGGCAAGUGGGAAAAAUGCUUAGGCAGCGGCAAGCAAUACUUCAAAUCAAAUAACUUUUACCAUUUGCAUGCAAUAAGGCUUUAUUUUCCAUACAAAGAUUCUGAUUUUCCGGAUUAAAUUCAAAGUUCAGCAAAGUUGAUGGCUAUAGUUAUCGCAGAACUAAAUCUUAAAUUUUAAAGCUUUUAAAUUAAAGUUUCAAAUAAGUUGAUUUUUAAGUUGCUGAUUUUUAUCCAACCUUUAGAAAAAUUACAAUCCGUAUGUUCGACGCAAAAACACAGGAGGGGGUAGGCAGACAGACGGCCAGAGAAGCUUAAACGAUUCCGGAAGUGAUUCUGAAUAAUGAAAGGUGAGUCCAUCUCAGUUCUCACUCGCAUCUGUGUACCACCAGCGACAUCAAUAAAAAGCCGCCCUAGUCGCAAAGCUAGCCGAGUAGUUAAGAAUCGCGACUUUUUUUAAAAUGUUCUACGGAAGCCUGAAAAAUGUAACAAUCCCAUAGAUUUGAAAUGUAUAACAUAGGAUAUAUACAAUCGCUCUAUCUUAUAAUAAAAUAUUGUAAACAAACUAAUGCUCAAUUUAAACGAUCUCUCCUUACUUCUUGCUCAUCAAAAUAUUAUUUUUCAAUUUAUAACUUUACUCAAAACUAAAUCUUACUUCUGUUUACAGGCAUUCAACAAAAUUAGCAUAGUUUUAACUAGAUUUUAUUCAUUCAAAAGAGAACAAAAAAGAAUUAUUGUUUAUUUUUAUUUUGCAGGGGUUUUGGCAAACAAGGUUUUCAAUGUCAAGGUAAAUAAAGAAACUUGGCACUCGCAAUCAACGCUCCAGCUACGGGAGACAACAUUUGGUGGAAAGACAUCUUGUCAACAAAAAUUUUCCUGCUUUUUUUAAAUAAUAAAAAUAUAAACUUUUUCUUUCUUUCGUUUUUCCUUUUUCUAUUAUUCUAUGACAGUGUGUUCUUAUGUGGUUCAUAAACGUUGUCAUGAGUACGUUACAUUUAAAUGUCCAGGCAAAGACAAAGGAAUCGAUUCCGAUUCACCCAAAACCGUACAUCAUUUUGAACCAUUCACAUACGCAGGACCAACUUUCUGCGAUCAUUGUGGUUCGCUACUCUAUGGCAUUUAUCACCAAGGUCUAAAAUGCUCAGGUAAAGUUCAUAACAAAACUUUUUUGCCAUCAAAAACUACUACACAACAACAAAAUCUAUUCUAAACUUCUACAAUACUUCCCAUCGUCUGCUUUACUAACUACGUUACUAACUAAAAUCCCCUUUUGAACUUAACCUGUAAAUGUUUUAACACAUUGUCUCUCUAUCUCAAGC